Molecule: messenger RNA, 1383 nt
Organism: Microplitis mediator
Lineage: Eukaryota; Metazoa; Arthropoda; Insecta; Hymenoptera; Braconidae
Exons: 2
Coding region: 533-1156 (207 amino acids)
Source: RefSeq, a predicted model, not a curated record
AUAUAUAUAUAUAUAGGAUAUAUAAAUAUAUAUAUCCUUCUAUAUAUAUAUAUAUCCUUCUACAUAUAUUCACAAUUUGUAGGUAGUACAAGAACUGAAAAAUAAUUUUUGGUUGCCAGUAUACCUGUAGUCGUUGCACUGAUCAGUCGAUAGUUUUGUGAUAAAUUAUUUCUCAAGUGAAUUAAAUUAUUAACCAUGGGACGUGAUUCUAGAAAGGUUUCAAGAGAACUUCGGAGUUCUGAAAAAAUUAAUAAGUCACGUUCAGUCAAAAGAAAGAAUGUUUUUAAUCCGAAAACAGCCGAACGUGAUGAAAGUAUUCAGAGUACAUCUUCUAAAAAAUUAAAACAAAACACUGAAGAUGAUGUACCUGAAGACAGCAGUACUGAAUUUCGAAUAAUAAAUUUUAUUCAGGUAUUCACUGCAAUUUCUGCUCUUAUAAAAUGUAAAAAAUGUGAUGGAAAUGUAGUGUUUCAAACAGCAAGUACACGUGGGCUGGGAUUCAAAAUUGUAGUUGCAUGUAAUAACUGUGGAAAUGAAUAUAUUCCUUCCUGUUGAAAAUAUGAAAUCUGCUAUAAUGGCAACCUUUUAUCACUACGGCUCGAGUGAUGAAAAACCGAAUCAUGAUAUGUGUCCAAAAGGCGAAGAAUCUUGGUGCUCUUACCAGCGCGCUGAAGCAAGAGGAGAGCUUGAUACCUUUUCUCACGAUUAUUCUCCUUUACCUUCUGAUGUUUUAAAAGCUAUCAAGCCUAUAUACGAAGAUCUUAGUAAUGAAAAUUUACUUUCAAGAUGUGUAGGUGGAUUCAAUCAGAAUAAUAAUGAAAGCUUUAACCAACUAGUAUGGAAAAUAUGCCCAAAAACGGUAAAUACUAGUUUUACUAUCGUACAAAUAGCUGCAUACGUUGCUAUGUGUAUAUUUAAUGAGGGUAUAAAUUCAUUAUUAGUCUUGAUGAAUACACUAGGACUUAAUUGUGGGCCUAAUUCUCAUCGGUAUGCAGAAAGAAUGGAUGCUGCACGUAUCAAAGUAGCAGAUAAGCGCGCUAAUGAUAACACCCGAGAAGGUCGAUUGCAACGUAGGCACCAGCAAAUCGAUAUUUUGGAAGCUGCUAUGUCGGCUGAAGAGCUAUUAUAUGGUCCAGGAAUAGAUGACUCAGUAUGAAUCUCCAAGGACUUAUGAUGAUCACCGCAAAGGACUUCGGGAGGAACGGGCUCUACAAAAACAGCGAUAACUUUUUGAAUUAUUAAUUUUUUUUUUUGAAAUUUUCGUGAAGUCAAAUCGAAACGUGUUCUAAUAAAGCUAUGUUUUUAUUUUUGUCAAAUAAAGUAAUUAACUACAAAAAAAAAAUUAUUGAAAAUCAUCAUUUUUUCAUACCCCUGAGUACCCCU